Messenger RNA from Bursaphelenchus xylophilus (pine wood nematode), 2362 nucleotides. The record is from the annotation of a GenBank genome assembly. Lineage: Eukaryota; Metazoa; Nematoda; Chromadorea; Rhabditida; Aphelenchoididae.
AUGACGAUCAUCGAUCAGAUCAAGGACAAGAAGGAAGAGCCCAUUAGUGUUCUAAUUAUAGCCGACACGUUUAGUCCAAGGUUAACUCCAAUAGUUCAUGAGAAACCUUUAGUAAGUUGCUAUUUUUUAUACCUAUUUUCAAUUUGUUUAGGCUUUAUUCGAUGUUGGAGGUCAACGUUUACUCGAUCUAGUCUUAGAAUGGGUGUCUCGAUUAUAUGCCAAUGUUUUUGUUGCAUCAUCCACCCUUGAUAAGGAAACUGCUCAAGGGAUUCAAAAGUAAGUUCAACAUUUCAUUCAGACCUAGUUUUGUCUUUAGGAAGUGGAAGACACGGACUAAUUUAGAGAUGAUCUUAUGCGAAGGAUGUAACAGUACGGGGGAUAUUAUGAGAGAAGUCGACAAGCGACGACUAAUUACGAAAGAAUUUAUACUGAUCGAUCAGAUCCCAACCUUUUGCUCAUCAAAGUUGACAAAGAACAUUGCUAAGUUUAGGUAAGUUGUUUUAUUCCUUAUUUUACUUUUGCCUUUAGAGCACUCCGAAAGAAGAAUCGAAACAAUGUGAUGCAAAUCUUGGUAAAAGAGUCAAAGAAAGAGUUUGGACCCUAUGUGAUUGAUAAAGAGACGCACGAACUUUUGGUAUUCAACUCUCCGGAUGAAGGAGUCGAACUAAAGUUGAAUAAAAGGAACUUUUCUGCCGAACAUAAGAUCAGAUGUGACUUGAAACCAUGUGGAAUUUACAUCUGUGGACCUGAAAUCAUUGCCCAGUUCAGUGACAACUUUGAUUUUCUUAGCUUGGAUAAUCUAAUUCGUGGGAUUUUAAUUCAUGAAGAGAUCAUGUGUCAAAACAUCUUCUUGGACAUCCUGGAUGAAGAUGUGUUUGCUCAGAAUGCAAUGUAAGAUUGCUUUGUGUUAUACUUACUUUUUAGUGAUUAUGACUCGCUCUUGGAAUGUCUUUGGGCUUUUCAACACGGGAAGUUUCAUCCUACUUCCUUGCUGAACCUCCAUCCAAAUCAUUGCACCUUGAAGACUUACUCUUCGUUCCAAGCAAGGGAGAAUAAUGUUUAUGUGGUGCCAAAGGCAAGGAUUCCUGUCAAUUCAUGGAGUUGUGUGUUUGGAGGGAAAUUUGAUGUCCAUCCAGAUGCAAAAACAAAUGGAUCUUUUUUCGGGGACAAUCUUGUUAUUGGUAUGUUUAUUUUUGAUCUUUUUAUUUGUUAUUUUAGGAGCUAAAGCAAGGUUGUCUGAAGUCGUGGCCGGUAAGAAUUUUAAAGUUGGAGACGGCGUUGUCGUCAAAAGGGCCAUUAUCGGGGACAAUGUUACACUGGGAGCUAAUGUUACAAUCAAGGAGAAUGUGAUCAUUGGGAAUAAUGUUACUAUUCCGCCAAAAGUUAUCAUCUCCAGACAUUCCGUUAUUAUGGUUUCUGAUGCUCCUCCUCAUCCGGAUUAUAAAACUGUCAAGAAACAAGGUGAGUAAUUUCGAAAUAUUUUAUUUUUUUUCCUUUAGAUCUCUACUUCUGGACGUUCGAGGAUGACGGAGACAACUUCUUCUGGGAACUGAAAUCUCAUCCCCAACCUAAACGGCUAUCUGCAGUCUGGUCGAAUCAACGUCAAAGUCGGUCUUCAGAAUCCCUCAGACAACGGAGAAUUUCUUUCCAUGAUGCCAAUGACUCUUCUCCUGAGAAUUACACCGUUUGGCCACACACUGACCCUUCGAAGUCACAGACAUCGGUUAAUGGCCCGAAAUCGCCGUUAACGAAAAGAAAAAAACACAAUUCUGGGUCUACUGCCACCGGAGCUACGACAAAGUCAGCGCAAAUAAUUGAUGUUCUCUACGAAACAAGUGGCGCCGCUUUGGAGAGAUUUGAUGCUGAAGUGAAGGACUCGAUGAAGUCGGCAUUAGAAGCCGAGGAGCCGGAUUCAGAGGCACAACAGAGAAAGGUGAUUUUGGAGAUUAACAGCUCGAAACUUGCCUAUAAUAUUGGAAUGGAUGAUGUGGCGAAACACGUGUUUUUGGCGUUUAUGAGCAUGCCCAACUUUGGCCCCACCUUGAAAGAUAUGAAGGACGCGUUCAGCGCUUGGACCGUCAUCUGGGCCAAUUAUUAUCGACCUCAAGCAUCGAAGGUUCAACUUCUUCAUGCCAUUGAAGACCAUUGUGCUCUCAACCCAGAAUGGAUCAAAUAUCUACCAAACUUUAUCCUCUUCCUGUUUAAUGAUGCCGAGUUGUUACCUGAUGACAUGAUAACUACUUGGUACGAACAACUUCCAGCCGACUCACCUUUAAAAACGGAGAAAAUGGGCGAGUUGGUUGAAUGGCUAAACCAAGAAGAUGAUGACGAGGACGAUGAUGAGGAUGAAGAUGAAGAUUAA